Aspergillus wentii DTO 134E9 is the source of this 2064-nucleotide messenger RNA. Its product is annotated as fungal specific transcription factor domain-containing protein. The record is from RefSeq and is a predicted model, not a curated record. Lineage: Eukaryota; Fungi; Ascomycota; Eurotiomycetes; Eurotiales; Aspergillaceae. Gene Ontology annotation, biological process: DNA-templated transcription. Bases 154 to 1860 code for a protein of 568 amino acids. The transcript has 5 exons. Gene Ontology annotation, molecular function: zinc ion binding; DNA binding.
UCACCGGAGCAAGAAGGGGAUGGGAAGAAGGAUACGAGGAAGAGGGCGAAAUAUAUUGGGCGUGCAUGCCAGGAUUGUCAACGGCGAAAGGUCAAGUGUUCUGGAGACGAUGUCUGUCUUCAUUGCCGCGUAAGGGGAAUUCCCUGUAUUUAUAUGCCCAAGAAUCGACGGGGCAGACAAAAAGGAGCUAUUCAACACAAAAAGAAGAGCCCCGUCAAACCAACUACACCGACAGAAUGGUCCGCCCCAUCGUCAAUGGCAGAUAUUGUCGACACAACCCGAGGAUUGGAUGAAGACACAGACGCAUACGAUGUCGUUGAACGGCGAUCACGGGGUAUAUCCCUCGCAUCACAGUUGCAGUCAUUACGGGAGUUAGUAUGUUCGAGUAAACCACUCUCCGGAACAUCUGAACGACAGAGUCUACUCAAUCGGGUGUUUGCCGUUGAACUCCCUCGGCCGGGUCGGAUGAAGAGUCUGCUGGAUGUAUACUUUCGUGAUCUGGACUCCUUCUUUCCCUUCCUAGAUAGAGAAGAAACAGAAGGUCGUGUGUUGGGUGUGUUGGAGAAACUCGGCUACGAUGAACACCACCAUAUCAUUGACGUGGAUUUUCGACAUCAUUCGACCGUCGCUUUACUGUGCAAUAUGAUUGCCGUGGCAGAGUGUUUCAGUCCAUAUGAGAACACUGAAGACGUCAGACCGGGAUGGUCUAUCUUUGUGCGCGGUCGGAAACUGAUCCAGUACUGCUCUUCUCCGAAAUACGUGGAUAUAGAUCUUGUGAGGUAUCAUGCUCUGAGUGCAGAGUAUCUCAUGCAGUCGGAACUGCUUCAAGCUGCGUCCCAGGCUAUCUCGACAGCCUCGCAGCUGGCGAUGCUAGACCGAUUGAAUGACCAGCGAUCAUGGGAGAAUCUCACCCCUCUAGAGAUCGACCAUCGCAAAAUGCUGUGGUGGAUUCUAUACUUUCUCGAUCGGAAAAUCGCACAACGUCUAGGGAGUCCAUACAUCAUCCGGGACAGUGAAGUGGCUGUAUCUGAGUUCCACCAGAUAACAAAUGGCCCAACUGUACAACCGACAUAUGAAUAUAUGCAGGCGUUGAUUAAUCUUGCCCGACUGUGGAGUCAGAUAUGGGAUACCUUUUUUGCAGCGGCAGCAGCGAGACCGUCAGACUGGAAGGAGAUAGAGAUUAUGGAUACGCGCAUUCUGAACUCGCAAAGAGAACUUCCAAUGAGUCUUACGUGGGAAACUGGCAUGCUCCAUGUUUAUAUGCCCGAGACUGAGCCGCAGAUCCGCCGUCGGUUGGCGAUAUAUAUUCGAACAAAUCUAUUACGACUGACCAUCCGCCACAAUCCACUGCAAAACGAUAGACACAAUCCAUCAGCUCAAUUAUGCGCCCGAUUGGCAUCGCAGACCGUCGAAGCGAUCGCAGCAUUCACCAACAGUUGCCCGAGCAUCAAACCAUGCGGGUUCUUCUUCAGCACGGCCUUGAUUGAGUGCAUCUACCAUUUAAUGUCGGUUGUUCAAGAUCCAUCAUUGCAGGAUGAGAAAUCCUCUAUGAUUAAAUCAUUCCGUCUCUCGUACCGACUGUUGGUGCAAUUCUCGCAGACUCUCGACACGGCCAAACGGGCGAUUUGCGCUUUACAUUCUGCUGUUUUUCCAGACGAGCAGGACACGACUCACACGAAUAAUAAUAAUAAUAGCCAAAAUACAGAAAUACCGACGCCAUUCCCCGACUACGACCCGUUCACAUUCAUGGUGUCGCCUGGUUUCGAAGGAAGUGCGUUGAUGAGCCAGCUGGAGAGUGGAUUGAGUCCGAUGGGAGUGGAUUUUUGGAACAGCAUCGAGGAUAUCCCUUUUCCGUUCUGAUGUAGUCAAACAUGAAGACGGAGAUUCAACAAUUGGCCGGAUGGUGUAGUUGGUUAUCACGUAUCGUUAACAGUUCAAACUGAAUCCGAUAAGGUCCUGGGAUCGAACCCCAGUCUGGUCAUUUCUUUUUCUUUUUCUUUUUCUAACUUCAUUCAUUUUUUAAUAACCACAAUUGCAAAUAUUUGAAUUACAGCUUAUUCUCCC